This is a messenger RNA of Linum tenue, 3048 nucleotides long. The record is from the annotation of a GenBank genome assembly. Lineage: Eukaryota; Viridiplantae; Streptophyta; Magnoliopsida; Malpighiales; Linaceae.
CGGAGAAUUUGGGCGGGCUUUGGGAACUCGGUUCAUUUCAGUUUUCAGCUCCGUCUACUUCUAUUCUUCCCAUCAGCCGUCGUGGUCUCGAAACUCAAUUCCGAUCACGAUUCACCAGAGGAGAGCUAAAUCCAACCGCUCCAAAAUCUCGCAUUCAAAAACCCAAACUAGAAAACGCAAACUCGUCCGUUCCCGGAGCGCGCAAAAAUGUCGGGCUUCUCCUUCUCCUCGUCGUCUUCGAUGUCCUCUCCGUCCUCUUCGUCCUUCGCAUUCGGCUCCUCCGCUGCCCCCUUCGGAUCCACCACCACUUCCUCCUCCUCCACCGCCGCCCCUGGCUUCCCCUUCGGCUCAUCUCCUUUCUCCUCCUCCUCCGUCGCUAACCCUAGCUCCUCCGCUCCGGCUGCAUCUCCGUUCUCCUUCGGCCUCACUGCUGCCUCGGCCGCCGUUAACCCUAGCCCCGCCCCUUCCACCUCUCCCUUCGGCUUCUCGAAUUCUUCCUCCGUGGCUCCAGCUCCGGCUACUUCUGGCCCUUCCUUUGGAUUCGGGUUGGCGACUCCCACUUCUUCUUCUGCCGCUCCUUCCUUCUCGUUUCCCUUCGCCUCAGCCACAUCCUCCGCCGCCCCCGCCACAGCCACCGCUCCGUCUAUCUUUGGCUCAGGUGCUACCUCUUCGCCAUCCCCUUUCUCAACAGCUUCUUCAGCCGCAAUUUCAGGAUCCUCACAGUUUGGUUCAGCCUCUUCCGCCCUCGGUACCGCUUCAACCUUUUUCGCCGCAGCUUCUGCUUCCGCGACUCCAUCGUCACCGUUUAGCGCGGCUUCAUCUGCGCCUGCAAGUUCCCUUGCCCUGCCCUUGUUUGGUGCUGGUGCGACUUCGUCUGCCCCAGUAUUUGGAGCAGCUGCAUCAGCUGGUCCCCCAUUUGGGGCAGCUCCCGCAGCAUCAAGUUCUGCUUCGCCUCUAUUUGGGGCAGCUUCCGCAGCAUCAAGUUCUGCUUCGCCUCCCUUUGGGGCAGGCUCGGCUGCAGCAAGUAGUGCCCCAUCUUUGUUCGCGGCAGCUACCUCAAUACCGUCUCCGUUUUCGGCUCCCUCUUCCGCCGCAGCAAGUUCAGCUUCACCUCAAAUUGGAGGACUAUCAGCGGCCACUGCUGCUUCCCCCCUACUUGGAUCGUCUACUACUUCAGCCACCAACACCAAUACUAGCUUGUUUGGCUCGUCUACUCCAGCUACUGCUACCGGCUUCUCUGCUGCGUUUUCCUUCACAAAGAGCACUCCAGUCUCUACAGCCGCUGCAACUCCAACUCCACCUGCAACUAAAGCAUCAUCUGAAAGCAGUUCAAGUUUCUCGUUCGGGACACCAGCUGCUGCAUCUUCUUCACAACCUUCUUUUGGGUUUGGCAAUGCGGCUUCAACUUCUCAAGUUUUCUCCACCACAACCACUGCCAAACCUACAUUUUCCUCUCCAUUGUUCUCCACAAUCACAACGACCACUGCAUCAACCACCGUAGGUGGCACGGCCGUGAGCUCAGCCACUGCAGCUUCAGUGCCAUCUCUAUCUACCAGUAGCAGUAUUCCAUCUUCUUCGGCAGCUGCUGCUACUUCUGGGAUUACUCCAUCAACUGGAUUUGGAGUUUCCAGCACAGGGGCGUCGUCUGGGACUACUAGCCCCUUCACUGCAUUUUCUCUGCCAGGUGUCUCUACUUCAUCUUCAACAGCCGUAACAACUCCCAGCUCGACAACCACAACUGCCCCUACACAAUUGGCCCUUGUGCACUCCAGCAGUGGGAAUAAUCUUUUCUUAAACUUUCUUUAUGGUGUGGAGAUAUAUACGGUCAUGGUUUUCGUCUCACAUCGUGGUUGUCUGUAGGACCAGUACCAGUGCUGCCACUACUGUAACAGCUACACCAAAGUUGCCUUCUGAGAUUACUGGAAAAACUGUUGAGGAGAUCAUCAAAGAGUGGAAUUCAGAGCUACAAGAGCGCACUGGAAAAUUUCGGAAGCAAGCCACUGCGAUAGCUGAGUGGGAUAAAAGGAUCUUGCAAAACCGUGAUGCUCUUCUGAGGCUCGAGAUUGAAGUGGCAAAAGUGGUCGAGACUCAAGCCAGCUUGGAAAGACAAUUAGAGUUAAUUGAGACUCAUCAACAAGAGGUUGACAAGGCCUUGCAGAGCAUUGAAGAUGAAACUGAGCGUAUAUACAAGGACGAGCGCGGACUGCUUCUCAGUGAUGAAGCUGCUUCUACAAGAGACGCAAUGUACGAGCAAGCUGAGGUUGUAGAGAGGGAGUUGGAGCAGAUGACAGAACAGAUCAAGUCGGUUAUAGAGCACCUAAAUGCUAACCAGGGUGGGGAGCUUGAUCCGAUUGAUGGGAUGACUCCAUUGGAUGUUGUUGUUCGCAUCUUGAACAAUCAAUUAAGUUCUUUAAUGUGGAUUGACGAGAAGGCAGAAGAGUUCUCUUCGCGUAUCCAAAGCAUUGCUUCACAAGGUGGUUCCGGAGCAGAUCGUGAACCAGUGGGUCCCAGGUUGUGGUUAUCUUAAGACUUCUGACUCGAGUAUCUUCUUCACAUCGCCCGUCAUCUCCAUGCUAGCCUUGCUGUCAUUUUCCACCCUGAACCAGUGCAAGAUGUCUUCUUUUAGGCGGGAUGGACCAUGUAAUAGUAUCAGGACAGCCUGAGCUCAUUUCUUGUUAUUGUUUCUCUUUUGGCAAUCAGUUUUUUUCAGUGACUGAAGAGAUUAUGAAUGCGCAAGUGGGGUGGGGUGGGUGGGUCAGACACAUGAAUUCAAUGGAAGGAAGAGUGUUGGCUGUGUGAGGCAGAUUCCGUUCCGCUUGAUCUCACCGGUACUGGUACAAAGAUAUUGGACUUGAGGACUAUGUAAUCACAAUCUGCAUUGUGCCGUUUAUGGGUACGACAGUUUGUUGUUACACUUCUUGCAAUAGAGCUGAGAAAAACAGAGUCUAGUUUUGUCUAGCUCGGACUUGGCUUCUUAACGAGCUAUGGCUUGUUAAAAAUGGCUCCUUUAUUAAUGUGUUGAGUUCGAGUUCUACUCGUUAACUAAAA